Notothenia coriiceps (black rockcod) is the source of this 2037-nucleotide messenger RNA. RefSeq names its product arylsulfatase family, member K (gene arsk). Gene Ontology annotation, molecular function: arylsulfatase activity; glucuronate-2-sulfatase activity. Lineage: Eukaryota; Metazoa; Chordata; Actinopteri; Perciformes; Nototheniidae. The transcript has 8 exons. Bases 116 to 1684 code for a protein of 522 amino acids. The record is from RefSeq and is a predicted model, not a curated record.
CCAGACCUGAAAAGUUCCCGUUUGCUGUCAAAGAGGAACACUUUUAUACAUCAUCAACUCCAGACACAUCUCUUCUUUAACGAUAGCAAACUAGCAGUUUUGGAGCAGGUGAAGCAUGAACAAAGAAGUGUUGUCUUUGAUAUUCCUGUUUCAAAUCUAUGGUCAAAGUUUUUGCCGAAAUGGAACCAGGCCCAACAUUGUGAUGGUGAUGAGUGAUGCAUUUGAUGGGCGAUUGACCUUUGACCCUGGCAGCAAAGUGGUGAAGCUGCCGUAUGUAAACUACCUCAGGGAGCUCGGUACCACAUUCCUCAAUGCUUACACCAACUCCCCCAUCUGCUGCCCCUCAAGAGCAGCGAUGUGGAGCGGUCAGUUUGUUCACCUCACUCAGUCUUGGAACAACUACAAAUGCCUCGAUGCUAAUGCCACAACAUGGAUGGACUUGCUGGAGGAGAAUGGAUAUGUGACCAAGUCGAUGGGAAAGCUGGACUACACCUCAGGGAGUCAUUCGGUCAGUAAUCGAGUUGAGGCCUGGACACGGGAUGUUCAGUUCCUCCUGCGCCAAGAGGGCCGGCCUGUUACUCAGCUUGUUGGGAACACGUCCACAGUGAGGAUCAUGAGAAAAGACUGGGAAAACACAGACAAGGCUGCGCAGUGGAUCCACCAGAGAGCUGCGUCCUCACACCAGCCCUUCGCUCUUUAUCUCGGCCUCAAUUUACCUCACCCCUAUAAAACGGAAUCCCUGGGACCCACUGCAGGAGGAUCCACUUUCCUCACUUCACCCUACUGGCUGAAAAAGGUGUCUUCAGAGCUCAUCACUGUUCCUAAAUGGCUUCCUGUUGAUGCCAUGCACCCCGUCGACUUCUACUCCACCUUCACCAAAAACUGCAGCGGUGUUUUCACUGUGGAGGAAAUCAAAAGCAUAAGAGCCUUCUAUUAUGCCAUGUGUGCUGAAGCUGAUGCCAUGCUGGGUCAGGUGAUUUCAGCUCUGAGAGAGACUGGCCUGCUCAACAACACUGUGGUGAUCUUCACGGCUGACCAUGGAGAGAUGGCCAUGGAGCACCGGCAGUUCUACAAGAUGUCGAUGUUUGAGGGCAGUUCCCACGUUCCCCUGAUGAUCAUGGGACCUGGGCUGAUGUCUGGCCUGCAGGUCAACCAGCUAGUGUCCUUGGUAGAUCUCUAUCCCACUGUGCUGGACAUUGCUGGUGUUGCAGCAGUAGGUAAUCUCAGUGGCCACUCGCUCCUUCCUCUGAAAUCAAAGGCCAGAGUGUUUUCCAAGAAGCAACAUCCAGACUGGGUUCUGAGUGAAUAUCACGGCUGUAAUGUCAAUGCCUCGACAUACAUGCUGAGAAGUGGCAGGUGGAAAUAUAUUGCCUACGCAGACGGCCUGACUGUCCCCCCACAGCUUUUCGACGUAACACUGGACAAGGAAGAACUUCAUAAUGUUGUUCUAACAUUCCCCGAUGUGCAGGCACAUUUGGACAAGCUAUUGCGGGGCAUUGUGAACUAUCCAGAAGUCUCCAAACAUGUCCAUCUCUACAAUAGAAUAGCAUUUGGUGCCUGGCGCCAUAGUGUGGGGACAAACUACAGCCAGGUCAUUGCUAACCUGAGGUGGCAUGUGGAUUGGCAAAAAGAUGCGUUUGCCUAUGAAAGAGCUAUUGACAAGUGGCUCGAUGGCUCUUUGUGAUAUUUUGCUUUGUUGAAAUUAUGGUUCACUUUAGGAUGUGUCUUGGUUUUGAAUGAGCUGGACUCAAGCUUUGAUUAAACUUGGCCUCUCACAAUUUUUUACAGUGAGAGCCACCAAUGGGUUUAUAUGUUGCUCUUAUAUUUAUACUGUAAAUGCUAUAAUUACGGAUCAUCCAGGACGUAUUUAAUUUCCUAAUCUACCACUAAAUCUGGACCUUUACUUAUGUAACAUCUCUGAUAAUUUGCAAUGACUUUCAAUGGGACCAAACAUAACAUGUCAAUCACAUAAAGUUUAAUGAAUUCCUCCCAGUAUUUAGCUAUUUCCUUAUCCGAAAUAAAUGAAUAUUUUGUUCA